ACAAAGCGGUUUAAAGUAUUUUCGCGUCAUGACUGUUCAUAAACAGAGCUAGUCGAGAAUACAUGUGAUUUUAACAAUUAUAUCUGCGUCGUUCAUUGUGUGUGUGAGUGCAAGAGAGUUUUGUACAGAUAGUAUAUCAUCGAGUGACUUAUAUUAAGUGUGAUCAUGCUGUUUGUCGCUGUAGCAGGUUCAAUACAAGGUCAUCAGGUAAUCGGGUUAUGGUUCAAUAUAGGCGCGUAAACAAGCAGAUAAGCUCUGAAUCGAUCAAAACAGAAGUUUGGACAGCGACUAUAGGACAAAAAGUAUUCGGUCAAUUGUGGAAAUGUUUGGUAUAGUGAAUUGCAGCAUAUCUACGACAUGCCUAGUUGGCAUUCUGACCGGAUUAGCUGUAUUGUUCUACGUGUAUGUCAAGUGGUCGCACUCAUAUUGGAAAAGAAAAGGGGUACCCUACCUAGAACCGGAAUUCUUCUACGGCAACAGCAAAAAGAUAAUAAAGAGAGAAAUAUCGUUUGGCGACAGAUUUGCGGAAAUAUACACCGAAAUGAAGUCUAAAGGAUGGAAGUUUGGAGGAACUUAUAUAUUCACCAGACCAUCUUUUUUACCGAUAGAUCUGGAGCUGAUCAAAUGUAUCCUACAAAAAGACUUCCAACAUUUUAUGAAUCACGGCUUUUACGUGAACGAAGAGUCCGAUCCCCUAACAGGACACCUGUUCAAUUUGGAGAACCAGAAAUGGAAAAACAUCAGAGGAAAGUUAACUCCAACGUUCACUUCGGGUAAACUGAAGAUGAUGUUCCAAACCAUGGCUGCCUGCACCGAAGGCCUCGCAGAGGUACUCAAAGAAUACGAGAAAAUAAACGAUGUCGUUGACAUCAAAGAAGUCCUAUCCAGAUUCACGACGGACGUCAUCGGAUCUGUAGCGUUCGGCCUGGAAUGCAACAGUCUCAAAGAUCCUGACUCGGUAUUCAGAAAAUACGGCAAAAAGGUGUUCGAACCGAGCUUCAUACGACGAAUCAAAAUGUGGAUAAUGAUGUUCACCCCGAAACACAUUUUGAAGAAGAUCAGCUUCAAACAAACAGACGCUGCUGUUGAGAAGUUCUUCUUGGACACCGUGAGAGAUACCAUCAAAUACAGAGAACAAAACAACAUAUUUAGAAAGGACUUCAUGCACUUGUUGAUCCAAUUGAAAAACCGAGGCGAAGUGACGGAUGACGACAAGCUAUCUGCAGAAGUAGAAGAGUCGCAGAAGGAAAUGCAUUUGACAGAAAAUGAGAUUGCAGCUCAGUGUUUUGUUUUCUUUAUCGCCGGUUUUGAAACGUCGGCUACUACGAUGACGUUUGCUCUGUAUGAACUAGCCGCUAAUCAAGAUAUCCAGGAGAAGCUACGAGAGGAAGUUCGUGAUGUGCUGGAUAAGUAUGACGGAAAAAUGACAUACGAUGCUAUUAUGGAGAUGACGUAUUUGGAUAAAAUUGUCAAUGAAACACUGCGUAAACACCCACCCGUACCUGGCACACCAAGGAUAUGUACCAAACGAUACCAAAUUCCCGGCACAGAUAUAUUCAUUGAGGAGGGAACAAGAGUUAAUAUUCCAAUACAUGCCAUUCAAAGAGAUCCAGAAUAUUAUCCCGACCCCGAAAAGUUCGACCCAGAAAGAUUCAAUGAAGAGAAUAAAAGCAAAAGGCGUCCUUACACGUUCAUGCCAUUUGGAGAAGGGCCAAGGAUAUGUAUAGGUGCUAGGUUUGGAUUGCUGCAAGCCAAAGUUGGACUGACGGCCAUCAUAAGCAAAUUCGUAGUCACUAUCAAUGAAAAGACCGAAAUGCCUCUGAAAUAUGCAACGAACAUGUUUAUAACAACACCAAAGGGUGGGCUAUGGUUGAACGUGAAAGAAAUCAAGUGAUAUUAAAGUAUACUCGUAUAAACGUUCUACGAGACUGACAUAAUUAUUAUCUACUAGAAGUAACCAAUUUCUUAACGACUGAGUAAAUAUAUGUCGACAUUCAGUGAUGUAUAAAAUAGGAGGAUUCGUUUAUUUUUUCUACCAUGUGGAUGAAUAAUAAAGAUGUAAAUAUUUGUAUAACGUAAAUAGCACGUCAAAUUACAUGUAUGCAUUGAUAAUCCCACUUGAAUGUGUUUGUAAAAGUUUAUCUGACAUAAUAAAGUGUAUACAGAUACUCACUACA
Molecule: messenger RNA, 2177 nt
Organism: Acanthoscelides obtectus
Lineage: Eukaryota; Metazoa; Arthropoda; Insecta; Coleoptera; Chrysomelidae
Source: the annotation of a GenBank genome assembly